GCCUUUGUUACACUUUAACAACUCAGACCACCACUAAAAAACUAUGUCUCUUUGUAUUGCUAGUGGAUCCAGGCAGGUUUCUUCAUUUGGUGGAGGUGGUGGAUCAGUCAGAGUACCCAGCAUAGGAGGAAGAUUUGGUAGUGGGAGUGUAUGUGGUUUGGCUGGGGGAUCCGGUGUCGGAUUAGGGAGUGGAUUAGGAGGGGGAGCAGGUGGUGGCUUUGGUGGAGGCUAUAGUGGUGGGUUUGGUAAUGUAUCAGUUGGAGGAGGCUAUGGAAAUGCUUACCGCAGUAGCUCAUUUGGGGGCUUGGGUAGUGGCUAUGGUGAAGGCUUUAGUGGGGGCUUUGGUGGAACUGAUGGCAGCCUUCUGUCUGGUGGCGAAAAGGAAACCAUGCAGAACCUUAAUGAUCGCCUAGCUAACUACCUGGAUAUGGUGCGUGCUCUGGAGCAGGCAAAUGCUGAUCUUGAACAUAAAAUCCGGCUGUGGUAUGAGAAACAUGAUCCUGCUGCUGCUGGGUUACGCUGUGAUUACAGCAAAUAUUACCAGAUAAUUGAAGAUCUUAAGAAUCAGAUCAUCUCUGCAACUAUUGACAAUGCCAAGAUAGUCUUGCAGAUUGACAAUGGCAAGCUUGCUGCUGAUGACUUCAGACUUAAGUAUGAAAAUGAGCUUUUCCUUCACCAAAGUAUUGAAGCCGACAUUAAUAGUCUGCGUAGAGUCCUAGAUGACCUGCUUAUGACAAGAUCCAACCUGGAAGCACAGGUUGAAAGCCUGACUGAGGAGCUAGUGUAUCUUAAGAAGAACCAUGAGGAAGAAGUGAAAAGCUUCCAGCAUGGCUGUACAGGUGAAGUGAAUGUAGAAAUUAAUGCUGCUCCAAGAGUUGAUCUAACAAAGAUUCUGAAUGACAUGAGAGCUCAAUAUGAAUCCCUUGCUGAGCAAAAUCAUAGGGAGGCCGAAGAACACUUUAAUAAAAUGAGUCAACAGCUGCAGCAACAAAUCUAUGAUGAUGCUGGUGCAGCAGACUCAGCCAGGCAUGAAAUAACUGAGAUCAAACGUACUCUCCAAACCCUGGACAUUGAGCUACAAGCCCUUCUGGCCAAGAAAUGCUCCCUUGAAGGCACCUUGGCGGAAACUGAAGGAAACUACAGUGCUCAGCUUUCACAAAUUCAGCUUCAGAUUAGCAAUCUGGAGGAACAAUUAAAGCAGAUCAGAUCUGAAAUGGAGUACCAGACUGCAGAAUAUGAACAGCUCCUGGGCAUCAAGACACAUCUAGAGAUGGAGAUUGAGACCUAUAGGCGACUGCUAGAUGGAGAAGGAGGCAGCUUUAGAUCUGGAGGUUAUGAAUAUCAAGAAUCUAGAGUUCAAAUCAAAGAACCAUCUAAAACUAGAGUGGUUAAGACAAUUGUUGAAGAGCUGGUGGAUGGCAAAAUAGUCUCAUCAAAAGUCCAGUCAAUAGAAGAAAGGCCAGCUAAAAAAGCAACAUGAAAAUGGAAGAGAGGAUCCUCUUAUAUGUGCCUACAGACAGAACCAAAAACAAGGAAGUGUUCUGGACAAAUGUAGAAUUUUAAGUGGCUUAAGAGUUUCCCAUCUUAAAAAUAAGGGUUCUAUCAUCUACUUUCUCUUCUCACUUCACUGAGAUGUAGUCUUUUAUGGGUGCUAAAAA
Dermochelys coriacea (leatherback sea turtle) is the source of this 1658-nucleotide messenger RNA. It is a transcript of the gene KRT24, whose product is annotated as keratin 24. Gene Ontology annotation, molecular function: structural molecule activity. Lineage: Eukaryota; Metazoa; Chordata; Testudines; Dermochelyidae. The record is from RefSeq and is a predicted model, not a curated record. The transcript is spliced from 8 exons. Bases 44 to 1480 code for a protein of 478 amino acids.